Messenger RNA from Apis cerana (Asiatic honeybee), 898 nucleotides. RefSeq names its product rho GDP-dissociation inhibitor. NCBI's taxonomy places the organism in Eukaryota, Metazoa, Arthropoda, Insecta, Hymenoptera, Apidae. Gene Ontology annotation, cellular component: membrane; cytoplasm; cytosol. Gene Ontology annotation, biological process: Rho protein signal transduction. The record is from RefSeq and is a predicted model, not a curated record. Gene Ontology annotation, molecular function: protein binding; Rho GDP-dissociation inhibitor activity.
UUUUGGAAUCGCCAUAUUGUCCAUGUCUUCCGCUUUCAGAGGCAAAUCACAGAAGGGGUGGCAAACAGGAUUAAGGAAUUGCCAAUAAUUCUGUGCAAGUUUUCAUUUCCUAAGCUUCAUCUUAUUAUUUUAUAAUUAUAUAAAUAUGUCAGAACUUAAUACUGAUCACAUAGACUCUGUAGAAGAAGAAUUGGAAGUAGAAUCUAAUUAUAAACCUCCACCAGAAAAAACAAUAGAACAAAUUUUAGAAACAGAUAAAGAAGAUGAAAGUUUACGUAAAUAUAAAGAAACACUUUUGGGAGAAGCUAAAUCUGGAGGUAUUGUUGUAGAUCCAAAUGAUCCUAGAAAAGUAAUAGUAAAGAAAUUAGCACUUUGUGUAGCAGAUCGACCAGAUAUGGAAUUAGAUUUAACAGGUGAUUUAUCUCAAUUAAAAAAACAAACAUUUGUAAUAAAAGAAGGUGUCAGCUAUAGAAUCAGAAUUGAUUUCAUUGUUCAACGUGAAAUUGUGCAUGGUUUAAAAUAUGUUCAAAAAACUUAUCGUUUUGGAGUACCAGUGGAUAAGAUGAUGCAUAUGGUGGGUUCUUAUCCACCAAAAACAGAAAUUCAAUCAUAUACUACUCCAACAGAGGAUGCACCAGCUGGAAAAGUGGCACGUGGUUCUUAUAGUGUAAGCUCCUUAUUUACUGAUGAUGACAAACAUGAACAUCUUAAGUGGGAGUGGUCAUUUGAAAUUAAGAAAGACUGGAAAGAAUAAACUUUCUUUCAUAAUAGGAAGCUGUACAACGAUCGCAAUUAAAAUAAGAAUGCCAAAAGGAACUCUAAUUUUUAUAGAUAUUCAGUCAUACUGCGAUGCCAUAACUGUAUUUUUUAAGUAAUAAGAGAAAGAGUAACGUUGAUA